Halteromyces radiatus is the source of this 841-nucleotide messenger RNA. RefSeq lists its product as uncharacterized. Lineage: Eukaryota; Fungi; Mucoromycota; Mucoromycetes; Mucorales; Cunninghamellaceae. The transcript has a single exon. Bases 38 to 778 code for a protein of 246 amino acids. The record is from RefSeq and is a predicted model, not a curated record.
UUUUUUUCUCUCCACUUUUUUAAUUUCCCUUUUUAUCAUGAAUUUACCAUCCUUCAUCCGUCAACCAGCCAUUGCUCUUAUUGGUGAUACUUGUUAUAUAUCACUGAUAGAACAAUUAGACUAUACUGAUGUGACCUGUAUCAAGUAUUCUAUUUCUAAAGGUCUUGGGUUAGGUAUUGUAGUAGGAGGGUCCAUUGUCAAGAUUCCACAAAUCCUAACAAUUGUGUCUCAUGGUUCAGCACAAGGAGUAUCUCUGUUAUCGUAUUUAUUGGAAAUAUCAGCGUCUACUACCACACUAGCCUACAAUAUUCGUCAAGCCAAUCCCUUCAGCACAUUUGGAGAAGUUCUCUUUGUCACUCUUCAAAAUCUCAUCAUUGUCGGUCUGAUCCUGUUUUACAGCAAACAAAGUUUAUAUAUAUUACCACUCUAUGCAUUGGUUUUUGCUCUAUUUUAUGGAUUACAGCAGCCUAACUUGGUCCCUAGUACUUUGAUGGCUUCUCUGUACGCUGCCACUAUCCCCCUCACACUUGCAAGCAAAGUGCCUCAGAUUUGGUCCAACUUUAAGAACAAGUCUACUGGUCAACUCUCUGUAUUUGCUGUGGUCAAUUACUUCUUGGGAACAAGCGCGCGUGUGUUUACCACUUGGACUGAACUUGAUGAUCCAUUGAUGUUGCUUGGUAUGUUAUUGGCUACUGGAUUGAACUUUAUCUUGGUCUUACAAGUACUUUUGUAUUGGGGUAAAUCUCCUGCUUCAACAUCUUCAAAGAAAAACAUUUAGUUAGCCUACACAAAUUUACAUUUAUAUAAUAAAAAUAAAAAAAUAAAAUAAAAUUCGUUGUUA